Messenger RNA from Psilocybe cubensis, 258 nucleotides. RefSeq lists its product as uncharacterized. NCBI's taxonomy places the organism in Eukaryota, Fungi, Basidiomycota, Agaricomycetes, Agaricales, Agrocybaceae. The record is from RefSeq and is a predicted model, not a curated record. The transcript has 4 exons. Bases 1 to 258 code for a protein of 85 amino acids.
AUGCCAGUCCCUUGGGAGGCCAUAAUCCCUUUCGGUCUUCUGACCGCUAUGUUUGGCGUUGCCGGAACACUCGUCAAUGUGUCCCAGCGAGCCCAAAAUCAAGGAAAGCCACCCCGCUACUCAAUUGAUAAUUGGGAUACCAUGAUGAUGAAGCGUGACAAGCAAAUGACAGGGCACGUUCGAGGGCAGUCGGCGAACCCUGUUGCUCCUCCAGAAUUCUCGAAGAAUAGUGUAUGGACAGCAGACCAGUUACUGUAA